This is a messenger RNA of Volvox carteri f. nagariensis, 1203 nucleotides long. RefSeq lists its product as uncharacterized. The transcript is spliced from 6 exons. The coding region runs from base 1 to 1203 and encodes 400 amino acids. Lineage: Eukaryota; Viridiplantae; Chlorophyta; Chlorophyceae; Chlamydomonadales; Volvocaceae. The record is from RefSeq and is a predicted model, not a curated record.
AUGUCGCUACCAGGAUACAGCAACAACCCGGUGGAGCGGUUCGAGGAGGAGGCGGAACACCGCCGCUGGCUGCUGCAAGAGCGGACCGGCGGCCCCGACAACCUCCGUACGGCACUGCGGCUUUGGGACGGCCCACUGGACGGCCAAUUCUUGGCGCUGGAAGAGGGCCCGGAGGCGGCGGAGGCGGUCCAGGCACCUCCCCGGGACCUGGCCCAGGGCCUCGCCCAGGACCUAGACCUCCUUUUGGGCCUUGCAGAGCUGACUCGGCAAGUGCUGUACGGCGGGUACGGCAGCGAAUCGGACUUCAACGUUGUACCUAUAAUCCUGGAGCCUCGGCUCACCGAAGCCCCGCCGUCGGAACCGAGCCUGCUGACAUCUGGGGUCACGUCACUGCUACAGCCACCACUGCAAGAGACCUCAGCGACGGCGGCGGUCCUACAGGAAAUGGCUAACACGCGAGGCGCCGGGUGGGACGGCAGUAGCAGCGGUCGCAGUAGCGGCAACAGCGACGGUUGGUGGUCGUUGGAGGCGGCGAUGGCAACGCCGCUGAGUUGGAAGGAGGUGGCGGCCAGCCUGGGUUUGGUUCCGGAGCUGGCUUCUCGAGUGGUACCACCACAGCACUUCGACAGCCAAGAGGCAUUUCUGAGCCACGUAAUGCUCAAACACAUCAGUAAGCUGGAGGGCGGGGAGGAGGAGGGGCUGAACAUGGAGGAGGAUGCGGCGGCGGCGGCUGAGGAGAGGGGGGCGCCAACAGAACCACGGGUCAUUCUUCCUCCCAAGGGCGCCAAGGUGGCCGCAGCCCCCGCAGGCCCCGCAGCCAUACCAGCCGCCGCCGCCGCCGCUAGUUGCAGCGACUCUGCCCUACAGCCCGGCGAAGGGCGAGAGGUUGCGGGCACAGGCAUUGAGCAUCAUCAGCAACAGCAGCAGCCGACGGGGGCGGCGGCCAUGGCCGCGGCGAUGCGGGCUCUUAGCGAGGCUGUCGUCUUCCCUGGCGGGUUGCUGCAGGUGGUGUUGGGCUCGGAGGAGCUCGGGUGGAACCCCAUACCGCUGCUGUGGCUCAGCUCAGCUCAGCGUGCCGGCCCCCUAAUCCGGCGACUAGGGCACGUCAUGCGACUUUGCGCCUUUCCAGGAUAUCAAUAUUGGAUCCUGGAUUGCUCCGCGUUGGAUCCUAAAGAAAGGAUUGGAUCCUGUAAGCUGCGCUAG